This is a messenger RNA of Hydra vulgaris (swiftwater hydra), 3313 nucleotides long. NCBI's taxonomy places the organism in Eukaryota, Metazoa, Cnidaria, Hydrozoa, Anthoathecata, Hydridae. The record is from RefSeq and is a predicted model, not a curated record.
UAUGUAUUUUAAAUUAGUUUAACUUCAAAUAUUAUUAUCAAAAGGUUUAUCAAACAAAAAUUAACAAUUGGGUAGUUAUUGACACAUGGUCUGAAAGUCAGAAGAGUGACUCAUUUUUUUACUGAAAAAUUAGUUUCUGGUAAGUAUACUGCUAUGGCAACAGGGAUCUUUUAUUUGUCUGCUAGUGUUAUUUUUAAAGACAGCAAUGGACCAAUUUAUAUUUUAUGAUAGCUGUCAAUAAUCAGUUAUCAAAACAAACUGCUUUAUAUGCAACAAAAGGAAAACCAUCAGUAGUUCAAGACAUUCUUAGUGUGUCUGGAGCCUUAUUUAUUAAAAAAGAUUCUUAUGUUAAUGUUUUUGUUAUGAUUGAAAAUGAUAAUAGCUGGUCCAUAGAUAUUGAUUCAACUUUUUCAAUAGUGUUUCUUGGGUAUCAGACAAAUAUUUUUGGUGUAACAACAGUUCUCACAAAUAGUUUAGCUUACACUACAUCUGGUUGGUUUAAGAUUGGAAAAUGGAAAUCUCAAUCUGCAGCAGGUCCAUUUUUUGAUUUUGGAGGAGGAUUUAAUCCAGACACUGGAGAUUUUGUUGCUCCUAAAGCAGGUUUUUACAUUGUGAGUGCUGGAAUAAAAACGGUUCAGGCAAGUGCAGUUGGUUCUACCUUUACUUUAAAUGUUGCUGUUAAUGGAAAUCCAUCUACUUUACAAUACCAAAAUGGAAUACAAGACUAUCUUCAUAAUGGUAAUGUUGCACCUACUACAAAGUAAUAAAUAAUAAAAGUAUUUAAUAUGGAGAAAUGUGACAUUGGAAUAAGUCUUAACAUUCAUUGCCACAAAACUGGAUUUUCUAGAUAACAAGGUUUUGUUCAAUUUAAAGAUCUUUCUUGUGAAAAACAAAAAGAAAUAAUAUGGCGAGCAAAUUUAAAAGGAAAACAUAGUUCAAUAAAAAUUAUAUGUUGUUAUCAUGUGCAAUUCUAUGGAAAAUAUUUUGAGAAAAAAAUUAAAGUGCUGCAAUCCUUUUGAAAUAAACAAGAAAAGUAAAAGAUUUACUAUAAAAGGUAAUAUAAAGAUUUCCAUAGACAUGGCAAAAUUUUUGCAAGAAAAUAACGUUUAUGUAACCCCAGGUUGGAAAUUCUGCAGUAAAUGUUACAAAAAAGCAAUAGAAACUGAAGAAGAUUUAAAUUCACAGGAUGAACGGGAAUCAAAAAGUAUUAUACAAGACUAAGAAAUUAGAUUGUUAUAAUGUCAACUGUUCUUGGUGUUGAUGGAGAAGGUCUUAACCAAAUGGAUGGAGUAUAUACUGUUUUUUUAGAUGGAGUGUAUUUAAUAUCAAGUACCUUAGUUAUUAAAACAAACGAAAGUCAAAUUUCUAUUGGGUUUGAUUUUUUUUUUUUUUUUGAGAGAUAAAGAAAAGUAUGAUGAUUAAUGUAAGAAUUAAUAUAAUAUAAUAAAACUUUUAUGAAUAAGUGAGAUUCUUAGCGAUAAAAAAUUUUAUUUUAUAAAUCUAAUGUAAUACAUAAAACUUUUUGAAUAAGUGAGAUUCUUAGCGAUAAAAAAGACAACACACUUUAAAGCGGUUGUAAACUUUAGUUUACAACCAUUUUAAUUAUGUUCUAAUAAGCAUUACCUGUAGUUUUAUAUGGAUAUGUGUUGUGUUAGAAUUUUAUAUGUAAGAGUAUAAUUAUGGUAUUGAAAAAAUAUGAAUGUUAUUGGAGUAAAUUGUUUCAAGUUUUUAUUUAUUUAAGUAAGUAUGAACAUGUACAAGUAUAUAAGUAUGAAAAUUUUAAAAAAAGGUGGUAAAAAUAAACUUAUUUUAAAGAUUGAUUAUCCAUAGAAAAUAAGUUAAAUCGAGAUACUUACCUUAUAAACUGCAGUUUGUGAGGUAAUUUUAAGAAUUCUAUGAUUAGGCAAACCUGUAAGUUCUGCCGUCCUUGAGAUGUUAAAAUUUUCUAGAAGUAUAGAUAUUUCAUUGUUUUUCAAAUUUAGAUUUUUGAGGUCAAGGAAUAGUUACCACAACUACUGUUUUUGUAAAUAAAGUAAUGAUCUGUUAUAGAUUUAAAAAUAUCAAAAUUUUUUUAUCUUUAAGAGUAAAGAUUGGUAUCAAUGCAGACUAAAGUGGUUUUUCAAUGGUUAAAUCUGGUAUUGGUCCUUCAUAUUUAUAUCCUGUAUGUUCUGGUAUUUGUACUAUUUCAAUAACAGAAGCAGUAAAAUUUUUAGUUAGUCACACUGUUGCAAUUUUUGUCCAAUUAAAUGCAUUGACAACAUAUGUAUCUGAGUUAAGCGUGUUUAGUCUAAAGCUUAUUAAUCCUCUGAGAUCAUUAGAUGGUUUUUCAUGUCAGUUAUUAUCUGAAAUACUUAUAAGUUUAUCAGAAGAUCAAAAAAUAGUGGGAUGGUCUGCAGUAGAGUCAAUACAUUAAACAAACUUCACCCAAGCAAAUGAAUAUAUUAUUUCUAAAGGUGGUGUAUGUUUAGCUGCAUUUAAUAUUGAUCUUAUAAAUAUUUAUGGCUUUAUCAGUAUUAAGCAAAAUUUGGGUACAUCUUUAAUUAACCUUUUUGAGUACUACAAUGAAGGAUUGUUACCAUUUAGUUUAUCAUUUACUACUGUGGUUUCUUUAAAUGUUGCAGAUAUGUACUCAUUUAAAAAUAAUGCUUUGACUGUUAAUUCAUAUUCCAUUGGUAAGCCAUCAUCAAGUUCACUAACAUUCAUUGGCGUCGAUACUUUUGGAUUUUUUGCAAUGCAGUUUAGAAUUAAUAGUAUUUUUUAAAAUCAAAGCAAAUGGUAUCCCAUUAAUGGCUGGAUUACAAAUGGAAGUUCUUGGUUAUUUGAAUAUGGUCAGGGAUUUCUUUCUAGACAAGAUUAUAUUGCUGAAAAGUCUGGGUUUUACUUCAUUACAGCAAAUAUAAUGUUUUAUUAAGCUCAAAAUAAAAAUUUUUUGGAAAUGGUUGCUGUUCUUAAUAAAGUUGAUAGAGUAUUGUAUGAUCUUUAAAAUCAUCCACUACAUCAACAGUUUGUGGAGGAGUUUUUUUAAACAACUUAGAUUAUUUGCAACUUCUAAUAAGACUCAAUUCUAACAAUGAUAAUUUGAUAGUCAAAAGCAAAUCAUCAUUUUCGAUUGUUUGAAUUGAUAAUAUCUGGCAGAUAUAGUCAAACGAAUGAACGUGAAAACGACGGGAAAAAUCCUCGAAACAACCAUGGCGUUUCAUCACGUUUCCUUAUUCAAGCAUCCUAACGUGUUUUUUUACCGAAGUCUUUUUGAGUAUAUUUAUAUAUUAUUGUUUUAAUCAAGUAUUCGAUUAAAUUAUACAGGUUUUUAUCG